AUGAAUUGGAUUGCUGUUACUCUUCGUUAUGCAGGGGGACCUCGACUACGGUUCACGCGAACACCAUCUGGAAGUGACAAAUUUGGUGUUUCUCGCAAAAUAUCGUUUAGGACUACCAAUUAUUCCUCAUCUAUGAAUGAACUUCUUUUCAGUAUUGAAACUCUACAAGAUGUGAUUCGGAGCAUUGAGAAAACGUUAUCUGCAUUUGAACUUGUUCGAAAUAACUCUGAGAAGGAUAAAGGGAAAGCUGAACUGUUGUCUUCAGUUAUUGAUCGGUUGAAGGUAGUUGAAACUGACUUAAAUCGGGUUUCAGCUGAAGAGGGUUUUGAUAAGCUUUCAAGCGUGCCUCUAGAUGUCUCAUCUGUUCGAUCAGGAGCACUAUCAGUACUCUCUGAUGACACGUUUAUGUCUGCAUUGGAUGAGUUUCAAACCAACUUGGAUGACGCUGAUGUCCUGAUGCGUGAACCGAUUAAUCUUGAGAAAGAUGCUUUAGCUUUUUACCGUGAGGGUAUGUCAGCAGCACUCGCAGGCAGUGUCGUUACACGGAAGUGUCGACUUGACUUUUGCCAGUGUGAAGACGAACUUGAUUUUAGAGCCAAAGUCUGGUGUUUAAGAAAGGGAUUUUCUAAUAUAUUGUCAAAUGAACAUAAUCGACUGUGGUUAACUCAGUCAGCGCGUAAAUUUUUUGCUGAUUUAUUGCGUCACGCGAAAAAGGAUCCUGUUCCUUUUUUUAAAGCUUACGACGAAAUGACUAAUUUCCUUAAUGAUAGUAAUAAUUUGGAGUUGGUAGAAACGGAACUGAAACAAAGGAAGGUUGCGGAGUUGGGAUUCUGGGACGUAGUCCUAGAUUUCAUUUUAAUUGACUCGUUCGAAGAUCUGGCUCGACCUCCGUCAGCUGUUCUGGCUGUUACUAGAAAUAUGUUUCUAAGUCAGUCGAUGAAGGAGUCUACUCUUUCUACGUUAAUAUGGUCUAUGUUACAGGCUAAGAGAGCAAGGUUACCGAUCCGAAAUGGCUUUAUUUCUCAUUUUUACGAUAUAUCUGAAGUAGUUUCUCCUACAAUUACGCUUGGUUUCCUUGGAACUGAUGAACAUAUGAGGGAAUUAUGCGAUUAUUUCAAGGAGCAGAUGUGUUCCUUUAUUGUUGACGUUUUCAACAUCAAUCGAGUUCGGUACACUUCUUUGACUGAUUUAGCUGAAGAUACCUGGUUGAUCCUCCAAGCAAGAGUAGAAAUGAUUCAGACUCGCAUUAAUACUGAAUUGUUACCGAGUUAA
Molecule: messenger RNA, 1272 nt
Organism: Enterobius vermicularis (human pinworm)
Lineage: Eukaryota; Metazoa; Nematoda; Chromadorea; Rhabditida; Oxyuridae
Source: the annotation of a GenBank genome assembly